Cicer arietinum (chickpea) is the source of this 1254-nucleotide messenger RNA. Its product is annotated as protein ULTRAPETALA 1. Lineage: Eukaryota; Viridiplantae; Streptophyta; Magnoliopsida; Fabales; Fabaceae. Gene Ontology annotation, cellular component: cytosol; nucleus. The record is from RefSeq and is a predicted model, not a curated record. Gene Ontology annotation, molecular function: DNA binding.
UCUAAAAACUUUAGUUCUCUCUCUAACUCUUUGUAUUCUCUCUCUUUAUGUCUCAAUUGUCAACAUAUAUAUCAUGCAAGUAGUAACCCUUUUAACUUCUUCACCUCACAACAAUUUGUUUUGCUAUACGCCAGCUAAUUACAUUCAUUCAACCCCAUCACCAACCAACCCCUCUUUCUCUCUCUCUCUUCUCUCUCUAUCUUUCUCUCUCUAUAAUAUUUCGACAUUUCACCUUCAGAUCUCUAUAAGAACAACAUCUUCUCUUUGAAGCAUAUAUAUCUAUUUGGACCCUUCUUAUUCGAUUUUACACCCCUUCAAAAACAGAGUGUUUUUUAUGGAGAAAAUGGCGGAGAGAGGAAAUGGGUUUUCAAUGUUCAGUGAGGAAGAGCUGAGAGAGAUGAGUUGUGUGAAGGUUGUUGAUGAGUAUGUUGAAGUGACGUGUGGUUGUACAAGUCAUAGAUAUGGUGAUGCUGUUGGUAGGCUUAGGGUUUUUCUCAAUGGUGACCUUCAAAUCAUUUGUGAAUGCACUCCUGGUUGUGAAGAAGACAAGUUGACUCCUGCUGCAUUUGAGAAACACUCUGGAAGAGAAACAGCAAGGAAAUGGAAGAAUAAUAUUUGGGUUAUAGUUAAUGGUGAGAAGGUUCCAUUGUGUAAAACAGUGCUGCUCAAAUACUACAAUCAAGUGUCAAAAGCUGCUAAUGGCUCUCAGAAAUCCCAAAAUGGUCACCGUGAUGAGUUUGUUCGCUGUACUAGGUGCAACAAAGAGCCUAGAUUCCGUCUGAGAUCGAAAGAGCAAUGCCGCAUUCACCAUGAUGCUGUGGCAGAUGCAAGCUGGAAAUGUUCUGAUCUUCCAUAUGACAAGAAUAGUAAGUUUUUCAGGAUAACAUGUGACGUCGAAGAAGAACGAGGAAGUCGAAGAGUUUACAGAGGAUGCGGUCGAUCUCCAACGUGCAAAGGUUGCACUUCUUGUGUGUGCUUUGGGUGCGACAUCUGCCGUUUUUCAGAUUGCAGCUGCCAGACCUGUACUGACUUUACUAGCAAUGCAAAAGCUUGACUCUGAGUCCUCAGCAGCAGCAGCAUUGUGUUUUCUCAAAACUUGUUCCUAUGGGCUGACUCAUUAUUUAUGCCUAUAGAUUAUUAGAAAUGCUUAAUUUUUCUAAUUGGACAUCAUUACUAGUCUAUUGAGUUCAUCUUUCAUUGUUCUCAUUGACUUGAUCAUAAAUUUCAAUCUUAACAAUUUAUUAUCUUACACAA